This is a messenger RNA of Colletotrichum orchidophilum, 1302 nucleotides long. RefSeq names its product geranylgeranyl pyrophosphate synthetase. The record is from RefSeq and is a predicted model, not a curated record. The transcript is spliced from 3 exons. Bases 1 to 1302 code for a protein of 433 amino acids. NCBI's taxonomy places the organism in Eukaryota, Fungi, Ascomycota, Sordariomycetes, Glomerellales, Glomerellaceae.
AUGUACCGACGACAGAAAUAUGACCAAUUCGAACGGAAUCCUCGGUGGCGCCGACCAGAACCUGCGCCGACAUCGCCGGCGCCACCAUUCGGACCACUUGUAGAGACAGUCAGCGUGGCAUCCUUAUCGAAAUCGGCCUUGAAGUUUGAAUCAUCCGCUCAAGUGACCGACUGCCAGGUUAUCGCGUCGUACAACUGGCUGGACAGAACAGCGCCUUCAAUCCUCGUCCCAGAAGACGAUGGUAUCUACUAUCGUGAUAAGAACGCUGCUCGAUUCCCCGCUCAUCCGAUGGAGCCCGCCAUCCAAGCUGUUCUAAGUGCCCGUCCAGUGCCUUUGACCAGACAGGUUGACAUCGUCGCCUGCGGAAGCACCAUUGGGAACUUGCUUCGAUUCAUUCGGGGCAACGAAAAACCCUUUCGGAUGCUCGUGGAAGUGGUCGGCGAUGCUGUCCACUUGAUUCGAAGGGAGAACUCGCCAAAGGAGACGCUUUCCGAUGUCAGGGGUUACGGACACACUUUCCCAGAGGCAUACACGACCUGGGACGCUGAGGUCCGCGGCUCGGCAUCCCACCAGCGGAUCAUUCAAUAUGACUUUGGGGGCCUCAAUUGCAUUGUUCGUCACGAGGGCGAUGGAUAUCUCAAGCACAAGCAGGGUUCGUCUGCGAACAAGCCUCGUCGUGCCAUGACCGAGAAGGAUUCUGUUGAUGACCUGAUUGAAAAUCUCAAAGUCAAUGAGACGACACCAAAGGUCUCCCAGGACCCGAUUCAUUUACAACUGAAUACUGGCGGGUUUGAGGUGCCCCAGUCAGCAGUGUUUGAUCUCAAGACCCGGUCAGCCAAGCGGAAGGGCACCGAUUUCCUUGGCGAGGAGCUUCCUCGUCUAUGGGUUGCCCAAAUUCCCAACUUUGUCCUUGCUUACCAUCAGAGGGGCAUGUUUACCGAAAUUGAGGUCAUGGACGUAGCGAAGGAGGUGAAGGCCUGGGAGAAGUCCAAGAAUCAGGAGCUCUCUCGGUUAGCGGCGCUUCUGCAUCACAUCGUCCAGCUUGCACGCAUGAGUCAAGAUGGACGACUCGAGAUUGGUCGUCGAGAGUUUGACAAGCUUGACAUUCGGAAGCAGUGCCCUGGACUGGCCCCGGCGUUCUCUCGUGAAGUGAUUGACAGGUGGAAGGCCUGGCUCACCAAGGAUGUGCAGGAUGGCCCGAGUCCGGAUGAUGAGGAUGAACUCCAAUGGAGCGAUAGUGACGGCGACGACUAUACAGCGUGUUCCCAAGAGUGUUCGUACUGUGGAAAGUCGAAGAUUUGA